Molecule: messenger RNA, 674 nt
Organism: Rhodofomes roseus
Lineage: Eukaryota; Fungi; Basidiomycota; Agaricomycetes; Polyporales; Fomitopsidaceae
Exons: 6
Coding region: 72-485 (137 amino acids)
Source: RefSeq, a predicted model, not a curated record
GGAUGAUCCUGUCGCUGACAGUGAGUAUCGUCGAGCACUAGGCUUGCACUCAUUGACCCGAACACAUUUCUAUGCCCGAGCCUACGGCCUCUACACCGCUUCUUGGUAACAUGGCGUCGUCUUUCGUGAACUCCAGGGUUCUGUGGAGGACCGGUGCUCUCUUCACUGCCGUCGGUAUGCUCGCUGGCGCAUUCGGGGCUCACGGACUGCAGAAGAGGCCCGGUGUCACGCCGGAGAACAUCCGUGCAUGGGGUACUGCAGCUCAAUAUGCGGUAUUCAAUGGGCUCGGUUUGCUAUUGAUUUCGAUGCAUCCGCGUUUUGCGACCCAUAAAUUCGCCGGGCCCGCGAUCGCUGCAGGAGGUUUCAUCUUCUCCAGCAGCAUUGUUGCCUUGGUGCUCGCUCGGGACAAGUUCAGGUGGUUGGGCCCGUUCACUCCGCUCGGUGGCUCUCUUAUGAUCGCGGGGUACAUUGCCUUGGCAUUGUAAGGACCCCGUUGAGAGGAUGUGAGGGUCCUGACGCAACAUGGCCAGCCUGUGGAGCUGCUCAGCUCGAGUGUCUGUUUGGAAGUAGUCUGCUUUGUCGUUCGCAAUGCAUCCCCUCUCGUCGUAUACAAUAGAAAUAGGAAGAAAGCAUCGCGUUCUGGUUGCGUUGCCAGUGGGGCGGUUGGAACGCAG